This is a messenger RNA of Paramacrobiotus metropolitanus, 2179 nucleotides long. RefSeq names its product phosphatidylinositol 4-kinase type 2-alpha-like. Gene Ontology annotation, biological process: phosphatidylinositol phosphate biosynthetic process; endosome organization; Golgi organization. Gene Ontology annotation, molecular function: 1-phosphatidylinositol 4-kinase activity. NCBI's taxonomy places the organism in Eukaryota, Metazoa, Tardigrada, Eutardigrada, Parachela, Macrobiotidae. The record is from RefSeq and is a predicted model, not a curated record. Gene Ontology annotation, cellular component: plasma membrane; endosome; trans-Golgi network. The transcript has 6 exons. Bases 135 to 1889 code for a protein of 584 amino acids.
UUUGUGUGUGCAGUGAGAUUGUUGUAUUUCUGGAUCACGUUUUCUCUCGAACGAUUUGUGGAGGAAUCCGCUGACGUUUUAUAUUUUUCAACACUCCAAGAGGUACCUUGUGGCAUAUUUGUAUUUACGUAGUUAUGAUUAGAAUAACUCUAGCAACAAUGACCUUGAAAGAGAUUCUUGUCGUCGUAUUGGCCUUCUUCCUUCCACCCGUGGCAGUGGCCCUUCAGCAGGAUGGCAUUACCAAAGAUUUCUGGAUCAAUUUGCUGCUGACGAUUUUGGCCUUUAUCCCGGGUGUUAUCCAUGCCCUUUGGGUGGUUUCCGUUGGAAAGCAAUGGAAGGACCAUAAGGCGUGUGAUCAGCCGUGGGAAAGUUUCUAUGGCUACACGGCUAGUGUUGGGGUGAGUUCGAUGCCUCGACGCACACGCGACUCGGAGAGUGACUUGUCCGACAGUGGCCAUCCUCAUCUCUUAUUAUCCAACGGUUUUCACGACAUUCCCCUCCCCGAUGUCAUCAUCUCCGACUCCACUCCCCUGUUGCCCAUGUCGCAGCACGCGGCCAUUUCCGAGCACUCCCCUCUUUUAGCGCACGACGGCUCGUCUGACCUGUACCCCCAGAAUCCCCAUCGCAACAAAAUGGACCUGCACAUUCCGCCGCGUCGCUUACACGAAAACUGCUUCCCCGAUGACCCAGAAUUCAGCAAUAUGGUCCGCGAGGUGGAGGCGGCCAUUGAAAACGGCGUCCAUCCCGAUCGCGUGGCCCAGGGCAGUUCGGGCAGCUAUUUCGUGAAGAACACCGACGGUCAGGUUCUGGGAAUUUUCAAGCCUAAGAAUGAAGAGCCCUAUGGGAAGAUGAAUCCGAAAUUUUUGAAGCUGGUGCAGCGGUGCUGCUGUCCGUGUUGCUUUGGUCGGGGUUGUUUGGUGCCUAAUCAAGGCUAUUUGUCGGAAGCGGGCGCGUCACUGGUGGAUGAAAAACUCGGAUUGGACCUUGUUCCCAAAACGAAAGUCGUCCACUUGGCUAGUCCGGCUUUCAAUUAUACCCGCGCAGAAAGAGCCAAAUCCCGAGCGAAGAGAGAUAUUGUCGAGCACUUUCCUCGCAUGGGAAAAAAUUUUAAACGGUUGGGCCUCCCUUUUAAGAAUGGCUCACUCCAACAGUUUGUCCGUGGCUUUAAAGACGCCGACUAUUGGCUGAGAAAAUUCGAAACGGAAUCCAUACUUCCCGAGACGGCAGCAAAGGAAUUUCAGUUACAGUUUGAGCGUUUGGUUGUUCUGGACUACAUUAUCCGCAACACGGACCGUGGCAAUGAUAAUUGGUUAAUUUAUUUCGAAAACGCCGAUGUUGAUUCCAGUGAAGCGAAGAAAAUAACUGAUGUUGAUUUACUGCAGAAUUCUCCUUCCGAAAUCAUCGAAAACAAGGAGACGGAAUGGUCGAUGGUAAAGCAACCCAUAAUUAAGAUUGCGGCGAUUGACAAUGGUCUCGCUUUUCCAUUCAAGCAUCCGGAUGAGUGGCGCGCAUACCCAUAUUACUGGGCGUGGCUUCCGCAAGCUCGGACGCCCUUUAGCCAGGAAACAGUUGACUUUAUCCUGCCCAAACUAACCGAUCCCUCGUUCGUCGAGGACAUGGUGCACAGUUUGGAGGAAAUCUUUCGACAGGACCGCGGCUUCGAGCGUGUAAUGUUCAGCCGGCAGAUGGCGGUGAUGCGGGGUCAGAUAUUAAAUCUGCAGCAGGCUCUCAAGGAUCGCAAAUCGCCGGUGCAGUUGGUGCAGAUGCCGCCGGUGACCAUUGAGCGCAAGCGACACGGUGAUCAUGAUUUACACCGGACGCACAGUGAUUCUGGAAGCUAUUUUCAGCAGAGAAUUCAGGAUCGAAUGCCUUUUUUCAAGUGGUGUUGAUGUUUGCAUGGGAAACGUGGGUAAAUUCGAUGGGAGUUUGCGCUGUAUGGCUCUUUUAAUUUUAUGGUGAUUACCAUUUUGUGACGCGUAAUUGGGAUUUGUAAGGGAUUCGUUAGUGAUUUGAUGGAGCUUUUAAUACAACUAUUUAUGAGUCUUUUUUUUUAUUUUUACGUUAUUGUGAUUAUUGUUUAUGCGCAUUUGCAAAGUCCGCGUUACUGCGGAACGUUUGUCUCAUUUGUCUUGGGCAUCACUGUUGGUGUUAUUGUGCUUUAAAAUGUAAGGUAGCCGUA